Paecilomyces variotii is the source of this 2592-nucleotide messenger RNA. RefSeq lists its product as hypothetical. The transcript has a single exon. NCBI's taxonomy places the organism in Eukaryota, Fungi, Ascomycota, Eurotiomycetes, Eurotiales, Thermoascaceae. Gene Ontology annotation, molecular function: ATP-dependent H2AZ histone chaperone activity. Gene Ontology annotation, biological process: chromatin remodeling. Gene Ontology annotation, cellular component: Swr1 complex. The record is from RefSeq and is a predicted model, not a curated record. The coding region runs from base 244 to 2343 and encodes 699 amino acids.
CCUUAUCUAGUCCUCUCUAGGACUUUUUAAGACUGAUUCUGGGGAUUCCAAGUGCUGGUGGCCACAGGCCCCGUGCCAGCCAUGCUGGUCUGAACAUGAUCUCAGUCUAUACAGAGACUCGAUCCUAGGAAAAGAGAAGGAUCAAGCUCGAGGGCCGGAGACACUGCGUGAGCAUCUAGCAGUUUUGGCACCGAUUGCCAUCUCCAUCUACGAAAAUCUGGAAAGCUACGAUCUACAACGAGAAUGGAUGGCCCCCCGCCUCCACCCCCACCGCCUCAUGGCGCAAAUCCAGGAACUACACAUGGACAGUAUCGGAAGUCCACAGACCUUCCGGAGGGACAAUAUGAUAUCUUUGUGAUUCCUCCACACUCCGCGGGAUCGGGAUUUAUCUACCUGCCAUCUCUGCAAUGCCAUCGGAAUAGCUUUAUUGCUGGUGCCGUCUCCACACUUUUCGUGGUGGUCUCAUGGUGGUCUCUCGAGCCAAUCGUAAGAUCUUGGUUUGCGACAACAGUCGCCAGUGGUGGAUUUGGCGUUAUCCUACUUAUCAUUGCCGUUGGCUUCCUCGGGUGGCUCUGGGGUACGACACAGGCGGAGAGUGGCGGCUCCAAAAGCUUUCCAGGACGUGGUCCAGGUCCGGGCCCUGGUGGUUUUGGCCCUGGAAGUCCUGGAAGCGGCAGCGGCGCUGGUCAAUCUUCUGGUGGUGGCGCCCAUUAUUCGAAUGGUCCCAAUCAGGGGACAUAUCCAGGAGGUCAGAAUUUCAACGGACAAUUCCCUGGUGGCACGCCAAACCCCGGUGCGCAGUACGAUGGAAAGCAACGUAGUGCCGGUCCCGAACCGACGAAUGAUCACAGUGCGUGGGAAAAGGCUCGCGAAGAACAAAGGAAGAAGGAUGAAUAUGAGCGCUGGAAGCAAGCCGCAAAGAAGCGAAGAGAAGAGCAACUCAAGGAGCAACAGCGGAAGCGCGAAAAGGAAGCAAAGGAGCGAGAAGAAAGGGAGCGGAAAGAGAAGCUCGAGAAGGAGAUUGCGGCGGCUAGGGAGGCAGCUCUCAAGGAAGCCAAGGAGAAGCUGGAGAGAGAAGUCGCAGAGGCCAAGGCCAAACUGGAGAGAGAGGCUGCUGAAGCAAAAGCCAAAGCGGAGAGAGAGGCUGCUGAAGCUAAAGCCAAAGCGGAGAGAGAGGCUGCUGAAGCUAAAGCCAAAGCAGAAAGAGAGGCCGCUGAAGCAAAAGCCAAAGCUGAAAGAGAGGCCGCAGAGGCUAAAGCCCGAGCAGAGAGAGAGGCUGCUGCAAAAGAAGCAGCGGCCAAAGAAGCAGCGAAGAGGGAGGCUGAUGCGAAGUUCGCCGCCAUGAAGGAAGCGGCCGCAAAGAAGGUCGCCGAACAGUUGGCCAGCGCAAAGAAGGCGACAUCACCAGCUCCUGCGACUCCUGCUGGAGGAUCACCGACAAAAGCAACCCCCAAAGCAGCCCCAAAGACAUCGACAACCUCUUCAACACCGCGAACACCAUCACCCAAGAAACCUCCGCAGCCCACCGCCAAAACAGCAACUGAGAUAGAGGAUGAUGCCUAUUCCUUUCGUCCAUACGAUCGACCCCGACGACCAUACGCAGCCUCGUCUGUAUAUUCGGAGUCUUCAUACGCUCCAUCUCAGUCCACCGCGAGGACGACUCCGCCACCAUCUGUUCGAGGGACGUACUCCACCAAGGACCCCGAUAAGAUUGUGAUCAGGGGUGUAUAUACUUUCAAUAAUGCCUAUAUGAAGACCCCCAUCUCGAAGUUAGUAUCGGGAACAGGCUCAGUUACGGAUGGUCUGAUUUUACGCAUCACAACCGAAGGCUUGUUCGUCGAUGAUGAUGUGAGAGGAGUCCCUGAACGCGAAUGGGACGUCAAGGCCUGGACGAUGAAACUGGUCGAGGUAUGGUGUCCCCAGUUAAGCGCAAACUCAGCGGCCCCUCAGAGUCCUUCCAAGUCCAAUCCCUUCCGUCGGAGUGCAGCGCGGACGAUCCCUACUAGUGAGGAGUCCGACGCGUUCCUUGCGAACCUGCUGAAGGUCUGCAAGAACACAUGCCGUCUUGCCUCUGCUUCUGCUUGUUACAGCCAGAAAGGUAGCCAUGUUGAUCGAAUGGAUUCCGCACAGAGCUCCCAGAUGCAGGGCUACCAUGUUGUCCGCGCAAGCAUCCGUGACCAGGAAGGCAAGAAGUACGUCUUUGUCCUGGAAGAAACUGAAGGAUGGAAAGUCGCCAUCGGACUGCAGCGCUUGCGACGAGGCAGUCAAGUCCGCGCGCUUGGCGUUGCCGGCCUGCCUCCCAACGAGAUGAAAGCGAUCCUGAAUAACCUUCAAUACGUGUAAAUCGGACUCCUUUUAGGCUGUGGGGUUGUGAGGUUCCUGGAGCGCUUUGAUUCCUUUCGGCGUUCAGGUCCUGUGCACAUUAUCUCGAACCAUCUGCUUCAUUUGCUUCGCUCAUCAUACCCUGCAUUCUCGCAUCAAUCAUUAGCGAUGGUGUUUGAUUGCAACCACGAAUGUGGUGGCAGUAUUGAAUUUAGUGUGAGGAAGCAUCUUCUUGCAUAUUCUGUUAAUACAUCCCUGAUUCUUUUGCAC